Messenger RNA from Malassezia pachydermatis, 507 nucleotides. Its product is annotated as nadh-ubiquinone oxidoreductase kda subunit. NCBI's taxonomy places the organism in Eukaryota, Fungi, Basidiomycota, Malasseziomycetes, Malasseziales, Malasseziaceae. Bases 1 to 507 code for a protein of 168 amino acids. Gene Ontology annotation, biological process: mitochondrial respiratory chain complex I assembly. The transcript is spliced from 4 exons. The record is from RefSeq and is a predicted model, not a curated record.
AUGAGUGAGUCGGACGCUCCCCAGGAGUUUAAGGUGCGACAGCCCAUCAACGAGACGUUCAAUGCCGGCGCUGUGAGCGCUCUUGUUGGUCUCGCUGUGAGCGCUGUGCAAAACAGCUUGCAAAAGCACAAGGCUGGUGCUAUGGGUGUGUUCACCCGCACGGGCUCGACGAUUGCGCUGUUCACUUUGGUGGGCGGUGCAUUUGCAUACGCUGAUGCGAUGGUAGCGAACUACCGCCAGAAGGAAGAUGGCUGGAACGGUGCUAGCGGCGGUUGUGCUGCUGGUCUUGUCAUGGGCGCAGCGACACGCUCGAUGCCUGCGAUGGCUGGCUCGUGUGUCGGUCUCGGUGCUUUGGUGGGCACGUUCCAGGCGGCUGGCAACUCGCUGCUCAACCAGGCGGGUAUCCGUCCAAGUGUGGGUGAGGACAAGCCAGACGCGGAAAGCCCGCUGAGCAUUUUUGCGCAGGAGAGGCGUCAGCGCUUCUUCAAGAAGCCAGCGUCGGAGUAA